This is a messenger RNA of Cokeromyces recurvatus, 2011 nucleotides long. RefSeq lists its product as uncharacterized. NCBI's taxonomy places the organism in Eukaryota, Fungi, Mucoromycota, Mucoromycetes, Mucorales, Mucoraceae. Gene Ontology annotation, biological process: DNA-templated transcription. The coding region runs from base 103 to 1839 and encodes 578 amino acids. The record is from RefSeq and is a predicted model, not a curated record. Gene Ontology annotation, molecular function: DNA binding; zinc ion binding. The transcript has 3 exons.
AAUAGAUAUAAGAUUCCCAACUUUAUUUAAUAAUAAUAGUUGAUUACAGUCACGUUGAGAAAAUACAACCACCUUUGAAUUCAUUAUUUUGUUUAGUCACUGAUGCAGCUGAAGCUGUCUUUGAUCAAGAAAGGACAGCUACUAAAUCAAAUAUACACCAAUGGCAUCUUGAACGCUUUUCUAAUGACUGAUGAUGUACUUAGUAAUAAGUACAUCACUUUGAUUUGGACCGAGAAUUUCUUUAAUUAUUUCAAUUCAAUCUUUCCUAUUCUUUCAAGACCUCAUUUUAGUUUCCUGCUUGAAAAGAAUGAAUUGAAUCCUUUAUUGAAAUUAGCUGUCUUCUUAUUAGGCUGUCGUUUAAAUAAUGAUGUAAAUGACUCUAAAGAUGAAAAAAUGUUAUAUCAACAGUUGGAUUAUCUUUUGAACACAUCUUAUGAUACAAUACAUGAUCUUUCCACUGUACAAGCAACUAUUAUCAUGUGUUGGUAUACACAUCUUGCUGGUGAUAAUCAUAAAUCUGCUUCUCUUCGCUAUUCAAUGGCUACAUUGAUUCAAGAAAUGAAUUUAGGCUAUGAAACAAAUAAAACAGAAGAUACACUUGAUGUAGAAAUGAAAAGGCGCGCCUUUUGGGUUUCAUAUGUAAUAGAUCAAUGGUUAUCGAUUUGCACGGAGAGUGAAAGAUAUUUGACGGCCAAUUUUAAUACUAAAUAUCCACAAUUAGAGGAUAGUCAAUUAUUCGCUUUAUUACAGCAUCAACAGUCACAACAAAAGGAAUCCUAUGUAUGCUCUCUUUCAGUCGAAUCUGCACUUCAGAUUAACUCAUUCACUCAAAUGAUUCUUUUAUCAAAAAUCAUAGGCCACUUAUUGUACCACGAUAAAGUGGAAUCUAACUUGACCGAGUGGUUAUUGCAGCUUCCGUCUUAUCUCGAUUACGGGAAAUCAAAUAAUGAUGUAUCACCUUCACCUGUGGCCAAGUUAUACCGAAUCUUUUAUUACACUGUUCAAAUCAUCAUGAAUAAACAAAGGAAGACGGAUCUGAGUACAAGCAUUUGUCUUUCCGCUGUUAAUUCUAUCUUUCAUAUCUCUGAACAAAUGCUAGAACAUGGACAAGAAAAGUAUCUUUACAAUGUCUUUUUCAUAUCUCUUACAUUAGCUGCUACUACUACUACUACUACUGCUGCUGCUGCUGCUGCUGCCUCUAUUCAUACCCCAGAUAGACUUGAUAUGUCUAAACGAAUUCAACUCCUAAAGAAGUUGAACUGUAGUUUGCUAUCAAUGGUUGAUUUUAAUAGAUUAUUAGAUUAUCAUUUCUUAAUGAAUCAACCGGAUUCUAAUUCGUUUCAUUUUAUCUAUCCGUCACCUACCAAUUCCUCUAGUUCUAUCUCUUCUAGAGAAUCUAAACAAAGUAUGAACAAAAAACGUGUCUAUGUUGCAGAAGAGUAUACAGAGCAACCUGAUGAUGAUGGCGGUGGCAGUGGCGACGGUAUUUCUAUAUUUCAGCAAGACUCAUUCAUCGAUUUUCAUAAAUCAGAUUCUAAUCAGCAACAAAUGAUAUUAAAUCAUUCGGAUAUCCCUUCUUCUUCAAUUACACAACAACAACAACAGUCAUAUGACCUCAUUCUAAAGGACUUAUUUUCAGAUAUAGACAAUAGUACUACACAUUUAUCUGAUUGGAUCGUCUCUUCAUUUGAAGCCUCUAAUACAUGUUCUCCAGCUUCUUAUUUUACACCAUCACAUUCUCCUUUACUUACCUUUCAUAUAAAAGAAGAAGAUAACUUAACUUUUAAUUUGUUAUCAACAGAUCAACAACAACUUUUUACUAAAUUUACUUCUUUAUAAGCGAUUAGUUUUAGUCACUCAUUUCUUUUCAUAAUAUAUAUAAAUAUGUAUAUGUAAUUAUGCUCCUAUAUAUGCUAUCAAUUCUAUACAAUGGAUCUAAUCAAUCUACAUGCAUUAUAUACACAAUUUAAUUUUAUUUAUUUAACGAUAUGGCAUUUACACAUAAUAAAAC